AUGGGAUUUAGGGAACCUCCUGCACCCAAGGACCAAACACGCACAGUUCCGGAAAAUGAAAGCAAUAUCCUUAAUGAAACUAAUCACAAGGAGUCGUUUCUUGUGGAUGUCGAAAAUGUUAGCACAAGCUCUAGUAGCGCUGACAAUAUUUUCGCGGAUCCGAAUGUUGCGAACUAUUAUUCAUCCAUCUAUGAAAAAUGUCAGUACGAAUGUCGGCACCUAUUCGAUCCUGAGUUUACCUGGAGCCAAAAAGAGGAAAGAAAAGUCAGGUGGAAGAACGACUGGUACGUUACAUUUUGGACGUUUUUCAUGUUCACUGCGCUGGACUUUGACAGAAGUAACAUAUCUCAAGCUCUCGCCGAUGACAUGCUAGAAAAUCUGAACUUGACGACAAAUGACUACAAUACUGCGAAUACUAUCAACUUAAUUUGUUUUCUAGCAUCCGAGUUACCUUCCCAACUUAUUUCUAAGAAAAUUGGAGCAGAUGUUUGGAUUCCAAUGCAGAUUUGCUUAUGGAGUUUUGUAUCUAUUUCUCAGGCCGCAAUAAAAUCUAAGACUGGGUUUUAUGUCACAAGAGCACUGUUGGGAGCGAUGCAGGGCGGUUUCAUCUGCGAUGUUUGCUUGUGGAUGAGCUAUUUUUUUACCUCCAAAGAGCUUCCCUUCAGGCUUUCGCUGUUUUACAUAGCAAACCCAAUGACUACGGUUUGGAGUAGUUUACUCUCAUUUGGGCUUUUGAAAAUUAAGACGGGAGGUCUGAUGAACCAGUCCUGGAGAUGGCUGUUUCUCAUUGAGGGAAUUUUCACCCUCAUUGUUGGUGUUGCAUCUUUCUUUAAAAUGCCCCCUUCACCAGCACAAACCAAGGCGUGGUACCGCAAGAAAGGUUGGUACACCGAUCGCGAAGAAAAGAUUGUGGUUAAUAAAGUGCUUAGAGAUGACCCCACUAAAGGUGAUAUGCAUAAUAGACAGCCCGUUCGACCAAAAGAGCUCCUUAAAACUCUUCUGGACUAUGAUUUAUUGCCAAUUUAUAUUGUCCGCUUUUUAGGUGACAUCGGAUCAACGCCUGCUAAAUCGUAUAUGACAUUGACCUUAAGAAAGUUGGGAUUUUCAACAUAUAAGACAAACGCCCUUUCCAUUCCCUACAAUAUCAUUGCAGUUAUCACUAUGCUCCUUGCUGGAUAUUUCUCGGAGGUUGUGAAUCAAAGAGCUCUUAUAAUCAUGGGGACACCAAUAUGGGUUUUGGUAUUUUUGUUUCCUCUCAGGUACUGGCCCGGUUCUCAAGUUGAUGUUUGGGGAACUUAUGCAAUUUUAACUAUUUUGCUCGGACAAGCUCCCAUAUGGCCGCUCACUAUUAGCUGGUGUUCCGCAAAUUCAAAUUCUGUGAGAACUCGUGCUGUUUCGGCUGCAGUUGUUAACAUCUUUUCACAAGCUUCUAACAUUGUGUCAGCAAAUAUUUAUAGGGACGACGAUAAGCCAUUGUAUCACCGCGGUAACGAAGCUCUGAUUGGAACUGCGUUCGCGGCAAUUGCCUCCUGUCUAUUUGCAAAAUUUUACUAUAUUUGGCGUAACAAGCAAAAAGAUAAUAAAUGGAGUACACUCUCAGAAGAGGAAAAGAGUUAUUAUCUUGCAAAUACCACAGACCAAGGGAACAAGAGGCUAGACUUCAGGUUUGUUCAUUGA
Molecule: messenger RNA, 1677 nt
Organism: Lachancea thermotolerans CBS 6340
Lineage: Eukaryota; Fungi; Ascomycota; Saccharomycetes; Saccharomycetales; Saccharomycetaceae
Product: KLTH0C00352p
Exons: 1
Coding region: 1-1677 (558 amino acids)
Biological process (GO): transmembrane transport
Cellular component (GO): membrane
Molecular function (GO): transmembrane transporter activity
Source: RefSeq, a predicted model, not a curated record